GGAGAGCGCGGACACCCGGCCCGGAGCGGCGUCGCUUCCCGCCUCAGGAGCUGCCCCUUGCUGGGCACCGCUGCGAGCAACAGGUCCGUGCUCCUUCCUCCUCCGCCUGUGCGGGAGUGUGUCAGGCGAACAAAGGGGCUGAGCGCGGCCCCGCGCCCCCUCCACGCAGCGGCCGCCCGGCCCCUGUGCUUCAGCCAUUUGCGUCGCCUGGCACAGCAUCGCCGCUCCCCCCGCACCGCUUCUCCUUCCCGGCUUCCCCCGCCAGCUCCCACUCCGGCAGCCGCUGCGCUGCAGGCAGCGAGGCGGGGUGCAGGGAGCUUCCCCAGAGCGACGCGGGUUCGCCGGCCGGCACCCAUAGGGGGAAUGCAUAUGAGAAGCGGUGAUACGAAGAAACCUUCACAAAGGUCAUGUAAAGAAAAACUUGGCUAGUGGGGAAUCUCCUUCCAGAGCAGAUUGCAGCCACUACCUUCCACUGAAGUAGUUGCACAAGGUGAUGGCCGCCCCGCUGCGGCCCGGAGCCCUCCGCACGGGCGCGGCGCGGAGCCGGCACAGCUAGCGCGCAUCCAUGGAGGGCAGCGGUGCCGCGGACGAGGAGGAGAGCGGGGCUGGGCCAGGCGCCCCACCGCCGCCUCCGCCUCCCACCCCGGCCGCCCCCUGCGGCUUCAGCUCCUCCCUCUGCUUCAGCGCCACCUCAGCCGAGCCGCAGCCGCCCGCUGCCGGGGGCCGGGUGGUGGAGAGCCAGUGGGAGAUCAACAACGCCGCCUGCCAGCCGGAGGAGGAGGAAGAGGAGGCGGUAGGGACGCUGGACCGUCCGGCGGAGGAGCCCGAUCUGGUCAUCGAGGUCUCGGGGCGUCGCAUCCGGGCGCACAAGUCGGUGCUGGCGGCCAAGAGUGACUACUUUCGUGCCCGUGCCUCGCGGGACGUUCUGCGUGUGAAGGGAGUGAGCUACGGGGCACUGCGGCUCCUCAUCGACUAUGUGUACACGGCCCGCAUGGGCGAGGUGCGACACGACAACCUGGCCGAGGUGGUGAGCGGCGCCCGCGUCCUCCAGAUGCCCUGUGCCCUGCACUGUGCCGCCGAGGCCAUGCGUGCCCAGCUCCGCCUCAGCAACUGCUACCAGCUCCUCUGCCUGGCCAAGAAGCAGCGGCUGUCGGAGCUGCGGGAAGCUGCCUACCGCUUCAUGAGUGAUCACUACCUGGAGGUGCUGCGGGAGCCCAGUGUCUAUGGCCGUCUCAGUGGCGCUGAGCGGGACCUUAUCCUGCAGCGGCGCAUGGAAGCCGGCCGGCCCUGCUUGCUGGUGGCUGAGGUCAGCGACGCUUUCGAGCGGCCAGGUGGUAGCAGCCGGCCACAGAGCCGGGAGAGCAGCCGGCCGCAGAGCCCCUCCUCUGUGGUGUCACUGGAGGAGAGUGGCUCCCUCAUCCACUGCUACCAGGAGGCCAGUGGCGAGUGGAGGGUGCUGACACGCCUGCCCGAGGAGGCCAAUGCUAAAGGUUGCGCCAUGUGUGUCCUCCACAACUACCUCUUCCUAGCAGGGGGAAUCAUGGCAGGGCCGGCAGGUGGUGAGUCCCGGGCCCGCCUUUCUGAUAAGGUCUUCUGCUACAACCCCCUAACUGAUUCCUGGAGUCAGGUGCGGCCACUGGCUCAGCCCCGCUCACAGCUCAAGCUGCUGGCCUUGGACGGUUACCUCUAUGCCGUGGGGGGUGAGUGCCUCUUCACUGUGGAGAGGUAUGACCCACGGGCAGACCGCUGGAGCCCUGUGGCACCCCUGCCCAAGGGUGCCUUUGCCGUGGCUCAUGAGGCCACCACCUGCAACGGGGAGAUCUAUGUAUCAGGAGGCUCCCUGUUCUACCGCCUGCUCAAAUAUGACCCCAAACGUGAUGAGUGGCAGGAGUGCCCUUACAACAGCAGCCGCCGGCGCUCUGCUGACAUGGUAGCCUUCAAGAGUUUCAUCUAUCGCUUCGAUGUGAGCAGUGGCCGUGGUGGGGAGCAGGGCCCAGGUGGUGGGAGUGGCGGUGGUGUUGAAGUUUUCCGGUACAAUACAGUAGCCAAGCGCUGGAGCCAGUGUGCCAGCCUGCGGCCCAGUGGUGGCCCCAUCCAGCCCUUCCGCUGUGCCCCCUUGGGCAACACCAUCUACUGUGUCAACCGGACCGGCACCCUCCGCUUCAACCUAGCCCAGGAUGGUGAGGUGGAAGCAGAUGGUGGGCUCAAGGGCACCUUCGAUGGAGAGCUUCUUAAAGCUCCGGUGGAUGCCAAGGGUGUCCUCCUACCCUUUGUGCUCACCCUCCCCGAAAGGCCGGACAAAACAGGGGACCAGGAGGGCUCCCUACCACUGUGAGGUGGCCAGCCUGUUUCUGGCUUCCCUAGUGGGGAGCGGGAUUGCAACUGUAGGGGAGCACAAAAUUCCCCCUGCAGAGGGUACCCUCUCUGCCAUGUUGCAGAGAGGGGAGGCGCUCCCCCUUUCCUCCUCUCUGCUCCCAAGAUGUUGAACUGGAGCUACUUGGUUGUAACGCAUCUGGUGUUGGUUGUGCUUUGUGUGAAAAGCCAAGCACAUGAAAGGAAAAGCUGCUAUAAAGGAUGACCUCUGGGUUAUGUUUGUGCCAAUUCCCAAUCUGAGAAAAAAACCCAAACUUCUUUACACCCGGAUUUCUGAAAGAUUCCUGACAACAGUGUCAUAAUGGACAUUACUGAUAGUAUUGGUUGCAUGUUUACACAUAGUUACAAUCUGGGCUAGAGCUUUUUCUGCCAUUUGUUUUCCUUCUUUCUGGGAUGAUAGGGAGGGAUAAACACAGCAUAGUUUAGCUGCAUUUGUUUUUAGGUUAAACCAACUAUUUCCUGUGCUAGAAAAGUAUAGGAAGAACAUCUCCAUUACAGCCUUUCAUUUCUGGUGCAGUAGAGGGUUUAAGGAAGACAUGGCACUGUGUGGUCCCAGGAAUUUCAACCACAAAUGAUUUAACAGAUACCAGACUUAAAGUUUUAAGUAACACAAAUGUGUGCCACAUGUUUAUCUUUGGAAUAAACAAAAAUAGAAAAAGGCAAGUUACCUUUUUAAAAUGUGGCAUAUCAGAUAUGAAAUGUUGAUAUGUUCUUUAUUUGAAACAGGCAAUGGUUUCUGUAUAGAAAGUCAUAAUUUUAUUACCUUUUUUAUCAGAGAUUUUAAAUUAUAACAGAAAUGAACUGAAGCUGUUCAGACUGCAACUGAUUGACAUGGCCAUGUAUGCCACUAGAAUUGGGGGAAAUACUUUGUACUUCAAGCUGCUCUUUAAUUAACUGCAGGUCAAGGAAGAUUAACCUAAACCAAAUGUAAAUUCUUUGAAACUGACUGCAGACAGCUUAAAUAUUUCACUGUAUGUUAAGUAUCCUAUGGCAAGAGGCUUUUCCAGUUUACUGCAAGACCAUCAGAGGAGGACAUAGAAAACAGGAAUGCGCUACACAUGUUGAUUGUAUUGUGCACUAGCAUGAUGCUAUUUCCCUAUCUUUUGGUUAAGAGACUGCUUUAUUUAUUUUGAUCCAGUGAUUGCUGUAAUCAGUAACUCCUUAUUAACUACAGUAUGCGCUGACAGCAUAUGCUGUCAUUGAGAUUCCAAACCACCCAAGAGUGCUGUUUGUGGAGCAGCAUCCUAAUGAGAUGAAACCAUACAAAGCUUCUUGCUGCCUGUGGGAAGUGGGAGCAUACUUUUUGUCACGUUACUCAGAACUGGAAAAGUGUAAACCAUCUAAACCGUCUACACAGACAGACUGUAUUGAAAAGGGCACAUGCAUUUAUUUUAUACAUUUUAUAUAAGAAAAAAUCAGUAGGAAAGGCAAAUGUUUUAUCUUUAUGGUAAAUAACUGAGAAACCUUUUCUGGAAAAAAAAGAACCAAUGUUUUUGCUGGUAUAUUGCUGUAUAUUCAGCCUGGAACGGGCGCGCACUGUGGAAGGGAAUUGUUUAUAUUCAAAGCUGUAGCAUAGAUUCAUAUUUUAGAAUGACAUAGGGACCUUACAUCAAAGAAAGCAGAUCUUCUUAUGUUCUAUGAUAAUGUUUCUGUUAAACAGGACAUUAGCAUUCCUAUACAUUAUUACUAGUUCCAAAUGAAGGCAGCAGGCUCUGUCCUAAGAGGUACCAUCUUCACAGAAAAGAAUAAUGGAGUUUAUAAAUACUUCUUUCCUUUACUUUCAUGUGUUUUUUUUUUUAAUUUUCUUUUUUUCUAUAUCUGUCUUGCAUGGGAGUUUAAUGCAGCUGAGCUGGUUAGCCAUCCUGUAGAAAAGAGUGGUCUACUCCUAAAAGUUCUUAGCUAAGUGAAUCUAUUCCCUAGUGGGCUACCUAAAGCAUCAGCCAGGUAAGAGCCAUAGGCAUGCAGAGUAUGACGCUUAACUUAGCCUCAAUACAGGUUGGUGCAGUGGAAUUUAAUACCAUUCACUGAAUGAUGGACUUAAUUUGCAGACAAAAAAAUCUUGGAAAUAUUGACUCUAAAUUAAAUUACAGCAUUGUAGCCUGAGCAGGAGAGAAAAUCUGUGUUUGCCUUCAACAUGUUAACCUGUAGAAAGUAUUUUGAGCUGUGUAGUGAAACACCUGUGUAUGUCUUCAGUUUAACUAUGUACCCGCUAGUCCAGAUUUUGAAUUAGCAGUCACCAGGAACACACAAGGAAAUAUCUGUCUUUCAACACAAUACAAUUUCAUAGUUCAAAAUACUACAUAGUAUAAACUUCUUAUACUACAGCAUAGUGAUGAAUCAAGGCAGCUGUUGCAUUCCUAUUAAGCAUUUAUUAAAAUGAGUUUUUGGAAGUCACCAUGAUUUAAACUGCAAAAAAUAUGCUACAGAACUAUAGAACCAUAGAAUAGUUUGGGUUGGAAGAAACCUUAAAACUCAUCCAGUUCCAACCCCCUGCCAUGGCCAAGGACACAUUCCAUGACACCAAGUUGCUCAAAGUCCUUUCAACCUGGCAUUGAGCUCUGCCAGAGAUGAGGCAGCAACAGCUUCUCUGGGCAAACUCUGCCAGUGUCUCACCGCCCUCACAGGAAGGAAUUUCCUCCUAAUAUCUAAUCUAAAUCUCCCCUCUUUUAGACAUCCGGGAAAGAAUGAAAUACAUCCUUUCUUCCAGUAUUUUUUGCUGUACACCAUGAAGAACAAAUUUGGAAAUAAUCUUUGCAGUAAUAAACAUUCUGUGAACCUGCAGUGGUUAGUAUUUUUGCUAGCUCCUGUUAUUAGAAAAGGUUGAAUCAAGUGCUUACCCACUUUCACUGUUUACACUGUGUAAAUGAGGGCAGAGUCUGGUCUUCAUUAGUAGCUGUCUGUCAAACCUGUUUCCUUUGUGUGUUCUCUGCAUAAUCACAGCCUGAUGAUUGACAGCAGAGGCAUGUUACCAGCCAGAUUUCCUACUCUGUGGCCUCUGUUUCCUCCCUGGUGAGCCUGAAGCAGGUUUGCUGAGAGUUGUUUUUUUUCUCCCUGCUAUAUCUUCAGCAUAUCCAAAAACCCCCACCAAACAUGGGUGCUAACACCAGAAUUUAGGAAUUCAGGCCUUUGAAAACUAACAUUGUAAUUCCAGAAUUCUUCACAACCACCGUCCCUUUGACAUGCAGAGAUUCUCCUCUGUCCAUACAGAACUGCCCACCUCUGAGCAGUUACCCACCUACUGAGCUCCUGCCUCAACUCCUUUGAGACUAGAUGGGACCUGGAAGCUUCUGGUUUUGUAUGGUUUUAUGGUGCAAGCUAAAGGGCCAGCCCAUUGCUCCCUCUCCUCCCCCCAAACUGUGUUUGCAUAUAUUUUGCUUUUAAAAUGGAGUUAUUUUAUCUAAUAGCCCAAAGGCUACUGUGUUUGUAUGGGAACAUAAAAUCUCAGAAAUCAUUGAGGUAAGGGAAUUCAGACCCUCAUUGUCACUGACUGAUCUGAAACUAGCUGGAGAGACAUAGUCCUCUCUAUGUCUGUCUUUUCCAUGAAUCUAGCCCCCUCCUCCCACUUUUAAUAGGAUGUGCAGAAGAGUUUUUCUGCUUCCUCCUUCCUAGAGUAUCCUGUUUUCGUGGUCAUUUGCCACAGGAUGCUGUACUCAGGCCUCUCAUUUCAUGUGUGUAUGUUCUUAAAUCUAGACAACUGGAAGAGGAGUGUUGGGACCACUUCCUGUGGCUCUUUUUCAGGGAUGAACCUCAUGCAAAUUCUCCAAAAGUGCACAUAGUCUUCUGCACAGCAAGUUCUGGGUAGAUUCCAGGCUCCAGCUCUUUGGUGGGUAAUUCAGGACACAUUUAGUACAUGUUACUGCAAUUGGGCAAGUUUUCUUCUGGGGAAAGCUUUUUCAGGUUCUGUAUUUUGGGUUGCCAGUCUGAGCAGGGACGCCAGGGACUGUACUGGGAGGCCAAGCAGGUAAUUGGGGUGCUUAUGGCUGACACCUUGGUAAAGAGGCACUGCAGUGUCUGACAUGGAAAUGCUGAAAGCCUUCUUCACGUCUAAAACUGAAUCCCCUUUUCAACAUAGAAGCAAGCCAUCUUAGCAAAUUCUGAUAACAGAUGGGACUUCAGUAUUUCCAUCAUAAAAAGAGAUCUUAGUUGCAACAAAGACAUGUGUAUGAAUUCUGUUUACACUUGGAAACUAAGUCAAAGGAAUAACUGGCAAAAGAAUAACCCUAUUUGAUCAAGACAGGCACUGUUAAGCAACAUGGGAAGGAUGCUAAUUCGUGAAUACAGUUGUGCAGUAGGUGACGUAAAUUCUGUCCACAAAAAAUUUCUUUGUAAGUAAGUAAGUACCUGGUAAAAUUUAAAGUGAUAAAAGAAUAAAUUAUUCACAUGAAAGCUGUAACUCUCCUGUGCCGUUUGAUUGGCUCUCAGUGUUGUAUUCUCAUUAUUGCUAUUCAUGAGGAACUAUUGCUUUUCCAGCUUUCCAGGAUCCAUUCCAUUGACUGCUCCAUAGCUGUGUUACCCUACAUUAUUGCAGAGCUUGACAGUGGUACCAGAGUGAUUUGCUUUUUGUCUGCACUGACAUGUAGUGCUUUCUACUUGAAUGAACCUAGAAGAUUUAGACAGAAUUGUAUCUUUGGGCUUUUGUUUUUCAGUGGCAUUGCUCCUGGGAAGCUUAAGAAAGUACAAGAAGGGAUAUAGUGGUACCUUUGAGCAGUUGUAGUAGCAAGCAUUUAAUGAAUUUCGUUUUUUGUCUGCCAUUAUUCUGCAUAAUAGAGUUGCACUGGAUUUAACAGAACAUAUCUGUAUAGCUGUUUGGAGUAUGAGCCUGGGUAUUAUUGUAGCAAAAUAUGUUUUUAUUUAAGCAUAUUUACUGCCUCAGCUCCUAAUCUAAUGCAAGUUUGUAAUAGUUCCACACAUUUAGUAGACUACUGGAACUAUUCUGCUAAUAAAGGCAGAGAUUGACACACAAGUUCAGUAAAAUUGUGCACUCAGAAUAUUAUAAUCACACACUUGUCAUUUGCUUUGGCCUACUGAAUGCUGAGAGCUGCUAGAACAAACCUGUCCAUAAUAGGAAUCAGCAGGUGUGCUGGUUUUGGCUGGGGUAGGUUUAAUUUUCUUCAUAGUAGCUGGUAUGGGGCUGUGUUUUGGAUCUGUGCUGAUAACACAGGGAUGUUUCAGUGCUUACACAGAGACAAGGUCUUUUCUGCUCCUCACCCCACCAGUGAGCAGGCUGGGGGUGCACAAGGAGUUGGAAUGGGACAAAGUCAGGACAGCUGACCCCAGGUAGCCCAAGGGCUAUUCCAGACCAUAUGGCAUAAUGCUCAGAAUAUAAAGAGAAGGAGGAGGAAGAAGGAAGGUGAGGAGGGGGGGGACAUUUGGAGUUAAUGGCAUUUGUCUUCCCAAGUAACCCUUAUGUGUGAUGGAGCCCUGCUUUCCUGGAGAUGGCUGAACACCUGACAAUGGGAAGUGGUGAAUGAAUUUCUUCUUUUGCUUUGCUUGUGUGUGAAGCUUUUGCUUUACUCAUUAAAUUGUCUUCAUCUCAACCCACAAGUUUCCUCACUUUUACAUUUCGAUUUUCUCCCUUAUUCCAGAGGGGGUGAGUGAGCAAGUGGCUGUUUGAGCUGAGUAGCCAGGUGGGGUUAAACCAGGACAGCAGGCUAUUUUGGAGACUCUACCUUUCAUAGAUAACUUAGUGGGAAGAAACAAGAGUGUGGGGCAGAGGAAUAGAAGAGAAGCAUUAGGAGUCAAAAAUACCUAUUCUAUAUCCAGCUGAAACAAACAGUAGGGAAGGGGAACCAGAGUUAGUACUUGAGUCAGUGAUGACUACAGGGACAGAUUCUUUCAAAUGUUUCUUAAACAGCUCGAGUUUUUUCCAGUUAUGUUGUUACUGUUACCAUUUUGCACCUACAACUCAAACAACCACUAUUGUUUUGAGUUGUUUAAGAAGCUACUCUUUGCAGGCGUCUUGUGCUUUCUUUUAUGUCUUAGUGGAUAAACCUUGGGCAAAUUUGUGAAAUCAUGAAGUAACAAUGUCGAUGCUGCCACUGACAACAGAUUAACUAAUGCAAAUGCUUUAGACACUGUUCACAAUUCAGAUGAAUUAUAUGUGUAACUGAUGUAUUAACGGUUUCAUUUUUGAAGUAUAUAUAGGUAGAGCUUUUUAUGUACUCAGACUUGCGCUGUAAUAAAAUAAAUACAUACAAAAAGCUUAUGCUCCUCCUUAGGGAUUUCUGGGUAACUCGUGUUUUUUCUUUAUCAUCUAUCCAAUCAGUUACAAUAUUGUAUUUAUUCCUAUAAAGCAAAGACAAAAUUAUAUGGAUUAUCACAAAAGUAAAAUGUUUAGGAAAUGCUUCUAAGGCUAAGCAAAAGAGAAUCUUCAUGUCACAGUUCCCCAAGUAUUUGGAACAUGAGAUUAAUGUAAACUCCAGUUAAUUUUCUUUCUUUUAUUUUUUCUUGUCAGUAUGUUUAAGUAUAUUAUUUAUAAAAGUUACCUGUAGGUUUUCCCAGGAUACUCUCCUAUCUUACGUCAUGUCAGAUUUUUGUCUGGAGUAAGUUACAGCAGUGUAAGUAAAAGCAGAAUCAGACACAA
This is a messenger RNA of Melopsittacus undulatus (budgerigar), 8956 nucleotides long. RefSeq names its product kelch repeat and BTB domain containing 11 (gene KBTBD11). Gene Ontology annotation, molecular function: protein binding. The transcript is spliced from 3 exons. The coding region runs from base 566 to 2335 and encodes 589 amino acids. The record is from RefSeq and is a predicted model, not a curated record. NCBI's taxonomy places the organism in Eukaryota, Metazoa, Chordata, Aves, Psittaciformes, Psittaculidae.